Molecule: messenger RNA, 727 nt
Organism: Carassius auratus (goldfish)
Lineage: Eukaryota; Metazoa; Chordata; Actinopteri; Cypriniformes; Cyprinidae
Product: SPARC-like protein 1
Exons: 7
Biological process (GO): anatomical structure development
Molecular function (GO): protein binding; extracellular matrix binding; calcium ion binding
Source: RefSeq, a predicted model, not a curated record
AAUCCCUGUACCUGCCAACAGCAGGGGGGCAGCAGUGUGCAGCGUUAUGGGAAAGACGUACAGCAACGACUGUCUUCUUCACAAGGAGGCCUGCCGUAAAAAACGACGCAUUGGCAAGGCACAUAGUGGAGCUUGUCUGGUGAGCGAGGCUGAGUGCUCUGAGGAAGAGUUCGGUCAGUUCCCGUACCGUCUGCAGGACUGGUUCUUACUCCUCAGCAGAAUGGGAGAGAAAUACACACCAGCCGCUCCUUCUCAAAUCUGCCUCACACACACCCAGCGAAUCCAACUCGCAGAGAGAAGGUUUGUUCUGUUGGAUCGUAACCAGGACGGGAAGUUAAGCAGGAGAGAUCUGAGAAAGCUUCGCUAUAAGCGGAUGCCUCUGGAGCACUGCGCUCAAAGAUUCUUCCAGUCAUGUGACAAGAACAAAAAUAAGGAGGUGACCCUAAGGGAGUGGACAUCCUGUCUGGUUGACCGGUCGGAGCGCUGGUUUCAGGAUUUCAUGUCCAUGAAGAUGGGCUCACCAAAGCUGUGUCUUGCCCCAGAAAGCACCCUCUAAAUACCUUUAGAUGCUUUAUCCAGGUGGAAUUUUUUUAAACCUUAUCAGCUGGACUCAUGAAUUUUAAUAAACUAGGUGACAUGACAAUUAUCUAGAAGUUAUAAUAAUUGAUACCUUGAGAAAGCUAGUCAUUUGCAUUCUGCAUUUGAUGGAUUAAAAAUACUGUAAAAU